Messenger RNA from Eublepharis macularius, 1760 nucleotides. RefSeq names its product small nuclear ribonucleoprotein U5 subunit 40 (gene SNRNP40). Lineage: Eukaryota; Metazoa; Chordata; Lepidosauria; Squamata; Eublepharidae. Bases 299 to 1378 code for a protein of 359 amino acids. Gene Ontology annotation, cellular component: catalytic step 2 spliceosome. The transcript has 11 exons. The record is from RefSeq and is a predicted model, not a curated record. Gene Ontology annotation, molecular function: RNA binding; protein binding.
ACAGAGCAGAAGCUAUUCGAAGUGAGACGCGCGUGCACCAGCACUGUUUUCCAACGUCUUGCCCUCUUUGGCCGCCAUUCGGCAAGCGUGAAAAACCAAUCAGAGCGCCUCUUGCUGAUGGUCCGGAAAAGGAACGCGGCUGAGUUUCUUUCCCGAUUUUCCAUUGGUGUAACGGAGAGAGUGGGCGGGGCUUUCGCUUUAGAUAGCGAAUCGGAAAGCAGCAGAGCUCGGUUUGUUCCUCUCACAGACCGUUGAGGCCUGGAGAAAGGCCUGUUGCUGUGUCUGAGGGGGCGAAGCGAUGAUCGACCCGCAGAAGCGCAAAGCGCCCGGCCCGGAGAUGGCGUUGGUAGCGGCGGCGUCCGCGGCCAAGAAGCCCCGCCAUGAGCUGAUCCUGGGAGCGGGACCCGCCGGAGGGCAGCCGCCGCCGGGCGCCUUGUUGCAGACGGGUCCACCAAGAUGUUCCUCCCUCCAGGCACCCAUCAUGUUGCUUUCCGGGCAUGAAGGUGAAGUGUACUGUUGCAAGUUUCAUCCUAAUGGAGCCACCUUAGCAUCAGCUGGAUUUGACAGGCUGAUCUUGCUAUGGAAUGUGUAUGGUGAUUGCGAUAAUUAUGCCACCCUGAAAGGACAUAGUGGAGCUGUUAUGGAGCUGCACUACAACACUGAUGGCAGCAUGCUAUUCUCUGCCUCCACGGAUAAAACAGUAGCAGUGUGGGAUAGUGAGACAGGCGAGAGAGUAAAAAGGCUCAAAGGGCACACAUCGUUUGUGAACUCUUGUUAUCCGGCGCGGCGUGGGCCUCAGUUGGUUUGCACAGGCAGCGAUGACGGGACAGUAAAGCUAUGGGACAUCAGAAAAAAAGCUGCUGUUCAGACUUUUCAAAAUACUUACCAAGUUUUAGCUGUCACUUUCAACGAUACCAGUGACCAGAUAAUAUCUGGCGGCAUCGACAACGAUAUCAAGGUGUGGGACCUUCGACAGAACAAGCUAACGUAUACAAUGAGAGGACAUGCUGACUCCGUCACCGGACUCAGUCUCAGUUCAGAAGGAUCUUACUUGCUUUCCAAUGCAAUGGACAAUACAGUUCGCAUCUGGGAUGUCCGGCCCUUCGCCCCUAAAGAGAGAUGUGUGAAGAUACUUCAAGGGAAUGUGCAUAAUUUUGAAAAGAAUCUUCUGCGAUGUUCUUGGUCACCAGACGGAAGCAAAAUAGCGGCUGGAUCGGCAGACAGGUUCGUUUAUGUGUGGGAUACAACCUCCAGAAGAAUCCUUUACAAGCUGCCAGGUCACGCUGGUUCAAUAAACGAAGUGGCUUUUCAUCCAGAGGAACCAAUCAUUCUUUCGGCAUCUAGUGACAAAAGGCUGUAUAUGGGAGAGAUCCAGUGAAGCAGGUGAUGGCCAUGAUGUUUAUGCCUUGGGUGUGCAGAAUUGGAUUGCUCCCUAACCAAUUCGGAUUGCUCUCUGUAUGGUAACAGAAGAUGAAGAGACUGCAAGAAAAGUACUUCAUAUGAAGAGUUAACCUGCUACCUUUUAGAGGGUCCCUCCUUGACCAUGCCGUAGAAAAGAUAAAUGGUUUGGAGUCUGAGAACUGCUAGGCUUUACAAGAUGAACUUGAAUGGAUUUCCUAUUUCUACUGGAAAGCAUGCUUUGGAGUCACUAUCGAAAUCACCUGACAAGUAUAAAAUGUUGGCGUUUAAUAUUGUAUGCUUCCUUCCAAGUCGAUUUGUUUUUGUUUUUUAUAAACUGGGGAAAAAAUGAAAUCUUUUAC